Botrytis deweyae is the source of this 753-nucleotide messenger RNA. RefSeq lists its product as uncharacterized. Bases 1 to 753 code for a protein of 250 amino acids. The transcript has 3 exons. The record is from RefSeq and is a predicted model, not a curated record. Lineage: Eukaryota; Fungi; Ascomycota; Leotiomycetes; Helotiales; Sclerotiniaceae.
AUGGGUUUUGAUGAGGCGAAGGAUUCUGAUGCAGGACAAUCGUGCGUAGAAGAAUGGGUGCUGAAGAGUGGUGCCCUCCCAUGUCCAAGGCAUCGGAGGCCUGUUGUUCAUCGUAAGCUGGUGGGAAUUGAUGAGAAGUUCUGGGAAUCUGUGAGAGUGAUGAAAUGGCGAAGAGCUUCCUUUCAUGUUACGAUUUGGAUGCUGGGCAUGUACAUAGGGCCAGACGAGACUGCCAAUCCCUCCACAUUUAUCAUUGGGCAGGUUGAGACUGAGACGACGUGCUACAGCUACAUCCUCUGCUUACUGGCUCUCAUCCCUGGGAUGCGACAUGCUGGUGUACACAGAUCCGGACACAAUUCUCAGGAUGAUGAUAAUGAUGAUGAUGAUGAUGAUGCUGUUAUUGUUGUUGUUGGGAUAGUGAGAACAGUGAGAACAGUUUACUGCGAGGAGCCUAGGCGUUGCGGGUGCGUCGGGUUGAAGUUUGAUGUUGUGUAUGUUUUGAAGAGAGAAGAGAGAAGAGAUGCCAUGUGGUGGGUGGUACGCUGGUCUGUAAAGUACUUUGACGUUGGUACCAUAUAUACACACGGCUUGUAUUUCUCAUCGACAGUGACAUGUUAUAUUUUCGCUCAUCAAAUCUCGUACGCAGAGUUUUACACAUCGGAAAUGGAAAUGGAUCGUCUCCUAGGCUGUCCCACUUGGGAUGACAUUCGAUGGCUAGACCCUUUUAUCUAUCACUUCCUCGUCAAUCCCUGA